GUGGAGAAGAACCUGGACUUCAACAUGAAUGCAGAGGUGUCUGUGUUUGAGGUGAACAUCCGAUUCGUCGGAGGACUGCUAUCCGCUUAUUACCUGUCUGGUAAAGAGGUGUUUCGUAGGAAGGCUGUGGAGCUGGGAGAGAAGCUGCUUCCAGCCUUCAGGACUCCCACUGGAAUCCCCUGGGCUCUGCUCAACCUCAAGACUGGUAUAGGGAGGAACUGGCCGUGGGCGUCCGGAGGCAGCAGUAUUCUGGCAGAGUACGGGACCCUGCACCUGGAGUUCAUGCACCUCAGCAAGCUGUCUGGCAACCCCGAGUUUUCCCAGAAGGUGAUGAACAUCAGGAAGGUUCUGAACCGUCUGGACAAGCCCCAGGGCCUGUACCCCAACUACCUAAACCCCAACAGUGGCCAGUGGGGCCAGCACCACGUGUCAGUAGGAGGUCUGGGAGACAGCUUCUAUGAGUACCUGCUGAAGGCCUGGCUCAUGUCAGACAAGACUGACGAGGAGGGAAAGAAGCUGUACUACGAUUCUCUCCAGGCCAUCGAGACCAGUCUGAUCCGCAAGUCUAGCGGGGGUCUGACCUACAUAGCCGAGUGGAAGGGGGGUCUGCUGGAGCACAAGAUGGGUCACCUGACCUGCUUCGCGGGGGGCAUGAUCGCCCUGGGGGCGGACGGUGCCGCAGGAGAGCAGACCGGCCACCAGAUGGAGCUGGCCGCAGAGAUAGCACGCACCUGCCACGAGAGCUACGCCAGGACUACUCUGAAGCUGGGUCCCGAGGCGUUCCGCUUCGACGGCGGCGUGGAGGCCAUCGCCACGCGGCAGAACGAGAAGUACUUCAUCCUGCGUCCGGAGGUGGUCGAGACCUACAUGUACAUGUGGAGGUUCACCCACGACCCCAAGUACCGGGAGUGGGGCUGGGAGGCAGUCCAGGCCCUGGAGCAGCACUGUCGGGUGGAAGCGGGGUACAGUGGAGUCAGAGAUGUCUAUGGCUCCUCCCCCAGCCAUGAUGACGUUCAGCAGAGCUUCUACCUGGCCGAGACGCUCAAGUACCUGUUCCUUUUGUUCUCUGACGAUGACCACCUGCCGUUUGAUCAUUGGGUGUUCAACACAGAGGCCCACCCUCUCCCUGUCAUAAAGGAGAACACAGAGAGGCCCAACCUUCUGGAGUAGACCCCUAUGACCCCUAUGGGGGGGGGGGGGGGGUUCAGGGUCAGGGGUCAUGGGGUCAUAGGGGUGAGAGCACUGGAGUUCAGUGCUCUCAUCCGGUGGUGAGAGCACUGAACUCCACCUUGCUGCACUGAACUCCACCUUGCUGGUCCAGUGCACAGCAGCCCUCGGCUCAGCAUUCGACCCAGCAGUCUGCAUGCUGACCACCCCAACUCCUCUGCCCUGUGUGUCAGUGUGUGCAUGCUCCUGUGUGUGCUUGUGCGGUGGGUAAACCAUGGCCGAAUGAAUGGUGGGUGAACCGACACAAUGUAAUCUAGCCGUGCUUCAUCUAAGUGCAGUGUGGUCCCACGAGACAGUCCAGCGGGGUCUUAGCGGUAGCUGACAGCAGUCCAGUCUUAAAUAGUGCCUUUUCUGUCCAGAACAGUCUGUAGGAUUCGCCCUUCCCAAAAACCCACUACAGGGUUCAUAGUGUCUCACUACUGGAGCUCCACCUGCUUAUCUCCCACCCCACACUGCCCUCUCGUGGACAGAGCUAUGUCUGCAGGCUGGGCUGAGAGGCAGCAUGUGUGUGUGUGUGUGUGCGUGUGCGUGUGCGUGUGUGUGUGUUGGAGCUCGUCCAGCCCCACCUGGUCCCCGAAGCACUGUACCUUCUGAAGAAGAAGCAAAUCACACCUCGUUCACCACCAAAGCGUAGCACCAUCUAUUUCAGUUGUUUCCCUGUAAUAAGUGGGAUGUGCGUGUGUGUGUGUAUGUGUGCGUGUGCGCGUGUGUCUAUGUGAGUCCUAUAGAGCUAGCCUUCUUUAUCGACAUGCCAUUCAGUGAUCAGCCGUGUGUCUCUAUGAGAGCACUCUCUUUACCCACCACAUGUAUCUACAUGGCGGCUUGCUAUCGACAAACACGCUCCAGUGUGUUUCCUGUCUGUUAGUUUCUCUUCUGUUUUCGUUUUUUGUUUACUUUGAGGUGGUAGUGGCAGUAAUUUGCGUGAUGACGUGUAAUAGAUAGUAAUUGUUAAUUUAUUCUGUUGUAUUCUUAGGAAGAUUGAAAAAGAUCAGGCCACCGGGGCUGUUUAGUGGAGUUGUAACGGAGAGAGGGGGGGGGGGGGGGGGGGGCGGGCAGAGGGGGUGAGGCCAAGCCUGUAUCUGGGAGCCAAUCUCAUGGGAGGAAUUCAACAUAUGAAUGUACCAGUGUAAUGUGAAGUGAUGAUUCUGUAUAGGUCUUCUGUUAGCAUUCUUAGUAGUUCCUAUCACUUGGAAAGCACAAAAUGCAGUUCCGCAGUGGAAGGCUGCAGCAGAGGACACGUCAGGGUCGGGGGGGGGGGGGCAGGUACACCUGGCGUCGACAUGCAGUAACGAGAUGACUGGGCGGUGCGCUGAUACACUGACAGAAACUUACUAGCAUUCACGCACUGAUGCACACACGCGCACACACACUUCAACACACACACACACUCUCAUGCCCGCGUACGUACACACUUACUCUCUCACCCAUGCGCACGCAUCAUAAACUCAGACUCGAAAUGCGAUACCAAACAAUCCUGUAGUGUCCUUGUUUCACAGAGGGAGGGAGCUGUUCCCCGUAGAGGCCUGGAUAGGAAGGGUAGUAGACAAGUAGACAGGUGUUUGGACAGGAACACAGGACACGGUUUCUCUGACACCAGUUUAAUAUAGGAACUUUCUUUACGAUUCUCUCUUCUGUUUUCUUUCUCAUGUCUUCUAUAUUUGUCUUCAGUCUUCCUCCUCGGCUCUAUGCCUUUAGUGUUCCCCUGCUCUUCUGUCCUGAGCUCAUCUCCUCUCUGUAGUCUCUCUAGUGAGACCACCUGGUCUCUAUCUUCACUGCGCGCCUCAAUCCUUCGCUGCCAUCUGUUUAGUCACGCAGAGUUUUGUGCUCGCAGGAAAGGUAUCACCCUUACAGUGUGACACUGUAGAUAUGGCAUCGCUGCAUCUCCAGUCUGUUCACAAACACCCCUGAGCCCAAAUGGCGUUUGACUCUGCGCCGCCAUUUCCGACUUCCUCUCACGCAGGUUUUUAGGGAGAAGCACUUUUUCUAACAUAGUGAGUCAGAGAAACGUCAUUAUGAAACAAACACGAACCAGAACCUUGUUUUGUUUUUCCUGUUGGACGUGUUAGUUUGAACUUACAGAACUUAGACAACAACAGUGUUCAUCAUUUCCCCAAAAAUCGAACUUUUGUGGUUUCAUGGAUAUUGUGUUGAAGAUCUUGAAUUACAAUGCCUUUCUAUUGGUAGAUUUGUUGUUUAUUAAUUAAAUAAUGGAUUUGUGAAAAACCUCAGACAGGUUAACUGUACAAAUAUUGCUGAUAAUCAUUCCAUUGCACAUAGUUUUAUUUUCAUUUAUAUGCUAUUUUAAUUAUAUGAGGAAUUGUUAUAUAAUAUUUGUUUGUUUUUCGUGUUAAUUUGUUUUCUUGUUAUUAAAAUGUAAAUAUAUACCAUUAUGGCAAAUAUGGCCAUAUUCUACAUUUAUAUAAAAAUGGACUAUGGAUUAAAUGAUAUUACAUAAUGAGCAUCAAAUUUUUAAUAAACUAUAUUUGUUACACUU
This is a messenger RNA of Osmerus eperlanus (European smelt), 3721 nucleotides long. RefSeq names its product mannosidase, alpha, class 1A, member 1 (gene man1a1). Gene Ontology annotation, cellular component: endoplasmic reticulum; extracellular exosome; Golgi membrane. Gene Ontology annotation, biological process: mannose trimming involved in glycoprotein ERAD pathway; carbohydrate metabolic process. Gene Ontology annotation, molecular function: calcium ion binding; mannosyl-oligosaccharide 1,2-alpha-mannosidase activity. Bases 25 to 1170 code for a protein of 381 amino acids. The record is from RefSeq and is a predicted model, not a curated record. The transcript is spliced from 10 exons. Lineage: Eukaryota; Metazoa; Chordata; Actinopteri; Osmeriformes; Osmeridae.